Gasterosteus aculeatus aculeatus (three-spined stickleback) is the source of this 2521-nucleotide messenger RNA. RefSeq names its product translocase of inner mitochondrial membrane 44 homolog (yeast) (gene timm44). Gene Ontology annotation, biological process: protein import into mitochondrial matrix. The record is from RefSeq and is a predicted model, not a curated record. NCBI's taxonomy places the organism in Eukaryota, Metazoa, Chordata, Actinopteri, Perciformes, Gasterosteidae. Gene Ontology annotation, molecular function: protein-folding chaperone binding. Gene Ontology annotation, cellular component: mitochondrial inner membrane.
AGCGCGCGGGAGGAUUCCCCGCUCACAACUCCCCCUCCCGGAAGUAAAACGUCAUCACCGGAAGAAGGUCACAGGCAUCACGUUCAAGAUGGCGAGCCCCUUGUGUCAGUGUUACCAAAUCUGUGUAAGAAGAUGCUCGCUAGCGUUCCCUUCGUCUUACCUGCUGCGUCACAACAUACCCAACGUCUACAGGAUACGUGGGGUCCUCACGUGUUCUUCACAGCGGCCUCAGUCACGUCUCCUGCAGGUACGGUAUUUGUCCGGGGAGAGAGGCAGCAGAAAGGGUUUCCUUGGGGAACUUCUGGACAACAUUAAGCAGGAGCUGAAUAAGAACAAGGAAAUGAAAGACAGCAUCAAGAAGUUCCGAGAAGAGGCCCAAAAACUGGAAGAGUCUGACGCAUUGAAACAAGCUCGAAGAAAAUACAAAACGAUAGAAACUGAAACAGUGAAGACCUCCGACGUUCUCAAGAAGAAGUUUGGAAACUUCUCUGAGACCGUUAAAGAGGGGCUGGAGGAGGUCAGCCGUACAGAAAUAGGUAAGAAAAUCAAAGAUGGGAUGGAAGAAGCAGCCAAAACCGCUAAGACCUCAGCAGAGUCCGUCUCUAAAAGUGGGGAGAAGUUGGGGAAGAGUGGCGCGUUCAGAGCGAUAUCACAGGGCAUGGAGAGUGUGAAGCAGGAGAUCGGUGACCUGGGUCACACCGGCCCUUAUCGGCCGCCUGCCAGGCUCCGGAAGAGGAGUGAGUUCUCCUCCAAGGGGGCGGGGGAUGACAGCAAGGUCUUCGAGGCCAACGAGGAAGCAAUGGGCAUGGUGCUCCACAGAGACUCGAAAUGGUACCAGCAGUGGAAGGACUUCAAAGACAACAACUUGGUCUUCAACCGAUUCUUUGAGAUGAAGAUGAAGUACGAUGAGAGCGACAACACGCUCAUCAGAGCGUCCCGCGCUGUCACCGACAGGAUGACGGACCUCCUCGGGGGGAUGUUUUCUAAGACGGAGAUGUCUGAGGUGCUAACGGAGAUUUUGAAGGCGGACCCAUCGUUUGACAAGGAUUCCUUCCUCAAACAGUGCGAACGAGAUAUCAUCCCCAAUAUCCUGGAGGCGAUGAUCCGAGGGGAGCUGGAAGUAUUGAAGGACUGGUGUUAUGAAGCGACGUACAGCCAGCUGGCUCACCCAAUACAGCAAGCCAAGGCCAUGGGACUUCAUUUCCACUCCAAGAUCCUGGACAUUGACAAUGUCGAUUUGGCCAUGGGGAAGAUGAUGGACCAGGGUCCCGUGCUGAUUAUCACCUUCCAGGCUCAGUUAGUCAUGGUGAUCCGAAACACCAAAGGAGAGGUGGUGGAAGGAGACCCUGAGAAAGUGCUGAGGAUGAUGUACGUGUGGGCUCUGUGUCGAGACCAGGAGGAGCUCAACCCGUAUGCUGCCUGGAGGCUACUUGACAUCUCCGCCUCUAGCACGGAGCAGAUCCUUUAACUCGUGAAUAUGCACAGAUCUCUCGGAGAGAGAACACGCUGUAGCUCAGCAGGCCCUGGAGGGGUGUGGGGGGGGGGGGAUCAUGGAGAUGAGGGAUCCUGCUCACACUAGGGGGCAGUAGAUUACCAACAGCUCUCAUUCACCACAUGUUCUUCAAUGAGUGUGUGGUUGUCCACUUAUCGAAUCGGUGUGGUGCAAGUGUUGGUAUUUAAUGGAUACAUUAAGUUAAUUUAACAAAAAAUUCCCUCCCAUGAAAAUGAGAAAAUACAUUGUGAAAAUUCAGCAAGCUGAUUUGUAAGUGAGCGCUUGAAUUUCACAGAAUUUCCCAAAUCUUCUCUCUCUCAGCGCCUUCUUAGAUCCUUUGUAUAAUAAUGGUCCACUGUAAUUGUUAAGAUGUGAGUCUAUAUUUAUUAUGAAGAAAUAAAGAUGAUCCCUGUUUUUCACGCUAGCCGACUUGUUCAAACCUUCAGCCUUGCAAAUGGUUCAUCUCUGUGUGUCCUUAUCUGGAGGAUAUCACAUGAUUUUUUUCUAGGACAGUGGCUAAUUAUUAUUUUUUAAUUAAAUCCUCACGUGGGAUUUCAGUGUUAGCUACAUUUCCUUUGGGAAACAUGCUGUCUGAGGGUGUCAUUUUACAGUUGUAUUUCCAGAGCACAGAUAAAGCACUCAUUUAAUGAGUGGAGACAUCAACACCAUCACACAGUUGUGUUGGAGAUGAAGCACUUAGACAAUCUGUGUUGCGAUUGGUCAUAAGUCACUGCUCCAUGCUGUCGUCCCACAAACCAGAGUUCCCUUACAAAGGCUGAAGAGCCCCCGUUUCCAGAAACUCACCAAUAACACGGGGAUAGAAGUCGUCUCUGCAAACUGUCUCCUUUGCUGGACGACUAACCCGACAUUUUUUAAUUUGUUUCAGACAAUAUUUCAUACAAGACCACAGAAUGUAGAUCGCAAGAUAAAUAUCAAUAACACAUUUUCGUAGCAUAUUUUUUAUUUCUCAUUCUCCACCAUUGGAAGAGUUCAACCCCUCAAUUAAAAUGUCUGAACCUUUUUCCUUCA